AUCCGGUCCCAAACAACUCGACCCCGUCUUCAUCUACCAACGAGAUGAUUCCAUUGGCUACCACCACUCUCCCACGCCUUGAUUACUCUCUUCGCGAUCGCAGGGUAAGGAUAGGCAUCUUUUGGAUGCUUGUCUUUUUCGAUUCUGUCGCGUUACCCGUCUUACUUUACUUCAUAUUAUGGUAUGGCACAGAUUUGGAACACAAUAUUGUAUUUGGCAUAAUCACAGCUGUUUUCGGAGGCACGGCCAUUUUAGAAUACUUUCAGCGAUUUUGGAGACUCUGCAAAAAGAAUUCAACGUGUCGGGCAAUUGGCGCGAGAAGAUUUUCAUGUGAUUGGUUCCAAUGGAACAUGACUGUAGCCUUUGUCAUCAUUAUAGUAGAGCUUGUUAUUGGCACAUUGCCAAAAGAACCCAUGGUCCGCGUCCUGGCGAUGCCACUGCCUUCUCUCCUCGCAUUUUUUGGACUGGAGUUGAGUCUCUUGGAGCUCAUGUACGUUUUUCAUUUGCACGCCCCAUUUCGCAUAUCGUCAGUUGCUAGAGGAGAGAAUCUGCGGCCUGCUAUCUAUCCACUCAUAGAAGAUAUCAUUGCUGUAGAUGGCGACGGCGGGACUGCGUACAGGAUGCGACUCAAUCAGAGGUAUGAGGCAAGUCCAUACUUUAGGCUGAUGUUGCACCGUCUAUCAAUGUUUUGGGCGCUACCAGCAUUGUUAAUGGCUGUUGGAACCACAUACAUGAUUUUCUCGGUGAGGAGAGAUACUGCUUAUGUUUUAGGGUGGUUUGUGCCAUUCAUCUGGUCCGGUAUAUGGUCAAUUGUCACAACUAAAUGGGUGCAGCGUGACUUGGAAGUGGAGCAAAUGCUUUGGGACGGACAAGUACCAGCUCGAUCAUGACGUUUCUGGACUCGCAAUAGAAUUGGAAGAUAGGCGUUAAAGUCACUCUGUUCGGAUUUGUUGCGAUAGUUUGGAAUAGCUGGAGAUGUAUAGAGCGGGCGACUAAAAUGUAUCCUUGU
Molecule: messenger RNA, 1009 nt
Organism: Exserohilum turcica Et28A
Lineage: Eukaryota; Fungi; Ascomycota; Dothideomycetes; Pleosporales; Pleosporaceae
Exons: 4
Coding region: 45-890 (281 amino acids)
Source: RefSeq, a predicted model, not a curated record